Messenger RNA from Suillus subaureus, 699 nucleotides. Its product is annotated as ribosomal protein L21e-domain-containing protein. The coding region runs from base 25 to 507 and encodes 160 amino acids. Gene Ontology annotation, molecular function: structural constituent of ribosome. Gene Ontology annotation, cellular component: cytosolic large ribosomal subunit; ribosome. The transcript is spliced from 5 exons. NCBI's taxonomy places the organism in Eukaryota, Fungi, Basidiomycota, Agaricomycetes, Boletales, Suillaceae. Gene Ontology annotation, biological process: translation. The record is from RefSeq and is a predicted model, not a curated record.
AUCGACACCGCCGCCGACGACAUUAUGCCUCACUCAUUCGGUUACCGCGCGCGCACGCGCGACAUGUUCAAGCGGGGCUUCAAGGAACAUGGCCCCGUCAAAAUGUCUACGUACCUCAUUAACUACCGCAUUGGUGACAUUGUUGAUAUCAAGGCCAACGCCGCCCAACAAAAGGGUAUGCCUCACAAAUACUACCACGGACGGACUGGCAUUGUCUACAACGUCACCCCCCAUGCUGUCGGCGUCAUUGUCUACAAGGUUGUAGGCAACCGCUAUAUCGAGAAACGGGUGAACCUCCGUGUCGAACACGUGAGGCACUCAAAAUGUCGGCAGGAGUUUUUGGACAGGGUGAAGCGCAACCAUGAUGCACAUGCCGCUGCAAAAGAGAAGGGCGAGCGUGUAUCGCUGAAGCGUGUCCAUGUUCUCCCUCGUGAGGCACGCACCGUCUCGAUCGCCCAAAACACGCCGCAAACGAUGACGCCCGUUCCUUACGAGACCACCAUCUAAUUGGAGUUGUGUUCGUGUUACUAUGAGAUUUCCACUAUGCAUCGUAUACUACUGUCAUGCUCCCAUGCAAUCAUGACUUGAACACAUCAUUACGCACGAAUCUUUCCAGAUCGUCCGUCUAACAAUCGAGCGAAUGCUGCGCCACAUCAUCCUGGUUGCUUUUUCGUCGUUCAAUUUACGUGGUUGAGUUGC